CGCAAACAUGGCGGCGCCUGAAGACAAAAUUCCGGGCUGUUGGGUCGCUCCGGAGGUUUAUAAACACCACGAACAGCGAAGAGUUUGUAUAUCGAGACCAAAGUACAGGGAGGGAAGGAACGCGAAAGCGGUUAAGGUAUACACCAUCAAUUUAGAGUCCCGUUACCUGAUGGUCCAAGGGGUCCCGGCCAUUGGAGUGAUGACCGAACUGAUCCAGCUGUGUGCCCUGUAUGGAGCUGUGGAGGAGUACCGGCCCCUGGAUGAGUAUCCUGCAGAGGACUUCACCGAGGUCUACCUGGUCAAGUUCCAGAAACUCACAAGCGCCAGAGCAGCCAAACGGCGAAUGGAUGAAAAGAGUUUCUAUGGUGGUGUGCUGCAUGUGUGCUACGUCCCAGAGUAUGAGAGUGUGGAAGACACCAGGUCAAAACUGCUGGACCGAAGGAGAUAUAUAAUGAGGGCCGCUCAGAAUAAAGUUAGAGAAAGGGAACAGAAGGAGACGGGGAAUGAGGAGCCCACGACAUCAAAGACAGCCACCACAUCAGAAAAGAUCAUCUCCAGACGUGAUCGAAUGACAAAUAAUGACAAUAGAGGAGAGAAUUCAAACUUCAGCCAUUAUUCAGGCUUUCCUCUGCUGCCAUUACCACCCCAGGAACACCCUUAUUAUGGACAUAAGACUCAACAUGGGACCAUACCAACAGAAGAUAAAAUGGGGACAUUACAUAAUGCCAUAAUCAACACAAAACAGCAGCCAGCGCAGGGUUUAAGCUUCAGUCAAACCUCCUCAGACAGAGAAAGCGGCACAGAACAAAGACUUACUCCGAAUCCGGCCUCUGUCGUCAGAUUUGUCCCGAGGACGACAAACCUGGAGAACAGGAAACGCAAAAAGGAAGAUGUUCCAGAGGACACGCAUACUGAUGUUUCUGGUAAAAGUGAGCCUUUGAUUGGGCCAAAGCUACCUGAGCCACCUAAACUAGACAUGGAGGAUGAAUCACUGAACACAACCGUCAGCCUAAUCAGGAGCACAAUGAAACAGGUGGGAUCAGUUCCUGACAUCAAACCAGUGGAGAAAAAGAUUAAACCACGUCGUCGGAUUUGAUCACACCAGCUCAGUUUCUUGUGGAAACUUUUUUUAUUUCAACCUUUUUUCAUCACAAUUCAAACAUCUAUAAACUUUGUAUUAAAGAAGGUACAGCUGAAAAAAAUGCAAAUGGAUUC
Scophthalmus maximus (turbot) is the source of this 1215-nucleotide messenger RNA. RefSeq names its product RNA binding motif protein 48 (gene rbm48). NCBI's taxonomy places the organism in Eukaryota, Metazoa, Chordata, Actinopteri, Pleuronectiformes, Scophthalmidae. The transcript has 5 exons. Gene Ontology annotation, molecular function: nucleic acid binding. The coding region runs from base 8 to 1096 and encodes 362 amino acids. The record is from RefSeq and is a predicted model, not a curated record. Gene Ontology annotation, cellular component: nucleoplasm.